Molecule: messenger RNA, 792 nt
Organism: Closterium sp. NIES-65
Lineage: Eukaryota; Viridiplantae; Streptophyta; Zygnematophyceae; Desmidiales; Closteriaceae
Source: the annotation of a GenBank genome assembly
AUGUCUUCCCGUGUCCUUGUCUCUGGUCUUCCUCGGUCUCUCCCUCCCCUACCUCAAGGGCCUGGCCCUACCUGCGUCCCCUGCUUCGAGGGGCGACAGCGCGCCGCCCCUCACUCCUACGAGUUUCCUCCGACAGAGGCUCCGCUGCAGACUCUACACAUGGACGUGUGGGGCCCAGCCCGCGUCAGUGGGCAAGGGAGAGAGCGGUACUUUCUGCUGGUCGUUGACGACUACUCGCGUUACACCACAGUCUUCCCCUUGCGCAGCAAGGGUGACGUCACUGAGCAAAAUGGGAUUGCUGAGCGCCGCAUUGGCAUGGUCAUGGACGUCGUGCGUACGUCCAUAAUGCAUGCGGCUGCCCCCCAUUUUCUGUGGCCGUUUGCAUUUCAGUACGCCACGCAUCAGCUCAACCUUCAGCCCCGGGUCUCCUUGCCAGAGACCUCCCCCGCCUUGCGGUGGACAGGGAAGGUUGGCGAGGUGUCUGCGUUUUGGGUCUGGGGAUCUCGUGCGUUUGUCCGCGACUUGUCUGCGGACAAGCUGUCCACCCGUGCUGUUCCUUGUGUCUUCCUUGGCUUCCCCCCCGACGCGCCUGGCUGGCGGUUUUACCACCCCACCACGUGCCGUGUUCUGUCCUCCCAGGACAUCACCUUUGACGAGUCGGUGCCUUACUACCGUCUCUUCCCCUACCGCACUGCGCCCCUCCCCCCGCCGCCGCUCUUCCUUGCGCCAGGUGCUACCCAGGUAGACCCUCUCCCUCCUCAGGGUCCUGCCCCUUCAGCCUGGGGGUGCUGA